Messenger RNA from Leucoraja erinaceus (little skate), 2118 nucleotides. RefSeq lists its product as uncharacterized. The transcript has 6 exons. NCBI's taxonomy places the organism in Eukaryota, Metazoa, Chordata, Chondrichthyes, Rajiformes, Rajidae. The coding region runs from base 1 to 1509 and encodes 502 amino acids. The record is from RefSeq and is a predicted model, not a curated record.
AUGUGCAUGGCUGUUCAUGAAAUCCCUGAGACGGUCGAAAACUUUGCGUUGGAAUCAAGUACGACCCAGUCCAGCACGUAUCCAGGGUCAGGUUCUGAGAGAGCUAACGAUGGUAACAGCGACAGCGACUUCAGGCAUGGUUCAUGCGCGCGCACAUAUAAAUCCAGGGACCCUUGGUGGAGAGUCGAUCUAAAUGAAAGCUACAACGUGUCAGAUGUAAGAAUCACCAACAGAGCAGACUGCUGCUCGGAGCAUCUCGUAGGUGCCGAGAUCCGCAUCGGUGAUUCGCUGGAGAAAGAUGGCAAUUUCAACAGACUUUUGACACGCUUCCUCAUACGCACGAUCGAGACAAUGGAAUCUUACCUUUACAUACUCAUCUUUUUUAGCUGUGGAAUCGUUGAUUCUGUUUCUGUGACGACAUUGACUUUCAAUUGUGGUGGAUAUGUCGGUCGAUAUGUGAACAUCAUCAUCCCAGGCCCGGAUCAAAUCUUAACCCUGUGUGAGGUUGAGAUAUUUGGUGCAAAACUCCCGCACUUCCGUGGAAAAGAAAAUGUGGCUUUCGGAAAACCGUCGACCCAGUCCAGCGCGUAUCGAUGGGCAGGUGCUAGGCGAGCCAAUGACGGUAACAGCGAUACCGAUUUCACGCAUGGUUCAUGCACACGCACCUGGAAAUCCAAGAACCCUUGGUGGAGAGUCGAUCUAUUAGAGAUCUUCAACGUGUCAGAUGUACGAAUCACCAACAGAGCAGACUGCUGCUCGGACCGGCUCCGUGGAGCGGAGAUCCGCAUCGGGAACUCACUGGCGAACGAUGGCAAUUCUAACGGACUCUACCUUUUCAGGACGGAAGCAAAACGUUUGACAUGCUUCCUCGUCGGCAUGACCGAAACAGUGGAGUCUCACUUUUUAAUCCUCAUCUCUUUCAGCUGUGGAAUCGUUGAUUCAGUUUCUGUGACGAAAUUGAUCUUCAAUUGUGGUGGACUUGUCGGUCGAUAUGUGAACAUCAUCAUCCCGGGCCAGAAGAAAAUAUUGCACCUGUGCGAGGUUGAGAUCUUCGGUACGGAACACCCGUCUUUACCUGGAACAGGUACGCUGAACUUCCCGCAGACGCUCUCGCUCUGCACUGCAUCGAACCGUAUUUGGGCAAAGAUGGCGCCUGCCUGCGGCGACUUUUGCAAAGCACAAGAUCAUCAAAGGAUCAACAUCAACUCCCAACAACUCACCCGCAUCAGGGAAACAGCAGAAAUAUGUACCGUUCCGGAUAAGCUGCAUGGGAAACUGAAGGCUCUUGCAGUUUCGCGAUCUCCCGCAGCUGCGGGAGCCCCAGACUUAAAACGUAUCCACGCUCACUUGAAAUCACCCGACCCGACGGAGGAACGCAGGUACUGUACCUGGAAUGUCCGGGAUGACCUCCAGGGCCGACGGGCUGGAUCUUCCAGGAACAGCGUAGCUGGAGUUGCUUCCAGUGUGUCCGGAAACGUGGCCGACGGGCAGGACUUCAGGUCAGAUUGAAGCGCAGAGGACUUCUGCCGCCUCUCCCUACUAUCCUAUUGGCCAACGUAUAGUCCCUUGAAUAUAAAGUGGAGGACUCAAGGGCAAGGCUGCUUUAUCAAAGGGAGCUGAUGGAAUGCUCUUUAUCCUGUUUCACCGAGACAUGGCUCACCCCCAGCUCCCCAGACUCAGCGGUCCUGUCCAGCCGAAAACUUCGACCGAUGCCAGUGUACGGUCCACCGUAUGGUCCGUACACUUGCAUCUGGAAAAGGGAGAGGAUGGGGCGUCUGCCUCGUGGUCAACUCUGUGUGGUGCUCAGACGUGGCGUUCCUGUCCAAAUCCUGCUCUCCACACCUCGAGCAUCUGGCGGUGAAGUGCCGUCCCUUCUACCACCCGAGGGAAUUCACCUCCAUCAUCCUGACCGCGAUCUACAUCCCACCCCAGGCAGACGUCCGUCUGGCACUGGACGAGCUGCACGCCGUGGUCAACAAACACCAGACGUCUAACCGCCGGGGCGUUCACCAUCAUAGCUGUGGACUUCAAUAAAGCAAACCUGAAAAAAUCGCUCCCAAACGUCCAACAACAUGUCUCCUGCUGCACCAGAGGACCAACCACCCUCGAUCACUACUA